This is a messenger RNA of Nylanderia fulva, 6431 nucleotides long. NCBI's taxonomy places the organism in Eukaryota, Metazoa, Arthropoda, Insecta, Hymenoptera, Formicidae. The record is from RefSeq and is a predicted model, not a curated record.
CGGCGUUUCCCGAAAACAUGUUCAUUCGAUAGCUUCGAUAAGACGACCGAUGUUGUUUGGAGCACGACGGGCUUGAAGCAAUAUGGCGAAGUGUGUCACGGAGGGUUCGGUAUAAACGCAGUGUGUCGUUCGAAAAAUGACAAGUUCACGAUAUGGGUUGAUAAUAAUAAUAAUGUAGCGAUACGUGCGAAUCGUGCGAGGGUCGACGUAAUCACGUGCACGUAAAACUGCGCCUAACGGUUUCUCCUCGUGUGAUUGUGUGAUACAAAAGUGCGCGCGUUACCGGUGUGCAAAAGUCAUGGCUACGGAUAAAAUAAAGGUUGCCGUACGGGUUCGGCCAUUCAAUCGCAGAGAGCUGGAACUCGGUACACAAUGCGUCGUCGAAAUGACAGGGCAGCAAACCAUCUUGCAGCAUCCUAUCACGAUGGACAAAAUCGAUCGAAACAAGCCGAAAACUUUCGCUUUCGACCACUGUUUUUACUCCUUGGAACCUGGAACGGAAAAUUUUGCAAGUCAAGAUGUCGUUUUCGAUGCCCUGGGUCGUGAUAUUUUGGACAAUGCAUUUCAGGGUUACAACGCCUGUAUAUUUGCCUAUGGACAAACCGGCUCCGGAAAGUCUUAUACGAUGAUGGGCAGUGGCGACAACAAAGGGAUAAUACCACGCUUGUGCGACAAUCUCUUUGAUAUGAUAGCAAAACAGCAAAGUUCCGAGCUCACGUACAAGGUCGAGGUCUCAUAUAUGGAGAUCUACAAUGAGAAGGUGCAUGAUCUCUUGGAUCCAAAGCCGAAUAAGCAAUCGCUCAAAGUCAGAGAGCACAAUGUUCUAGGACCCUAUGUGGAUGGACUCAGUCAAUUGGCGGUCACUUCUUUUCAGGAUAUCGACAAUCUCAUGGCGGAGGGCAACAAGUCGCGGACGGUGGCUGCGACGAAUAUGAAUUCUGAGAGCUCUCGUUCGCAUGCCGUAUUCUCGGUAAUCCUUACGCAGACUCUAACGGAUUCGAAAAGCGGGGUCAGCGGAGAAAAGGUCUCGCGGAUGAGCUUGGUGGAUUUAGCUGGGAGCGAAAGGGCUGUGAAAACUGGAGCAGUGGGCGAUAGGCUUAAAGAAGGAAGCAAUAUUAACAAGUCCCUAACGACGUUGGGUCUAGUCAUUUCAAAAUUGGCGGAUCAGAACUCCAUCAACAACAACAAGAAGAAGGAUAAUUUUGUACCGUACAGAGAUUCGGUUCUUACUUGGCUCUUGAAGGAUAAUCUUGGUGGUAAUAGCAAAACUGUUAUGGUAGCCACUAUAUCGCCGGCUGCGGACAAUUACGAAGAAACGUUAUCAACUCUUCGAUAUGCCGAUAGAGCGAAGAGGAUAGUCAAUCAUGCCGUGGUUAACGAGGAUCCUAAUGCCAGAAUUAUUCGUGAACUCAGACAAGAAGUUGAAACCUUGAAGGAAAUGUUGUUGCACGCCACAGCUCAGGGAUCAAUCGUCGGUCAACAGCGCACAGAUAUUACGGAAAAGCUAUCGGAAUCGGAAAAAUUGAUGAAGGAAAUGUCACAGACAUGGGAGGAGAAACUAGUGAAGACCGAAAGAUUGCAACACGAGAGGCAGCAAGCUCUCGAAAAGAUGGGAAUAAGCGUACAAGCGUCUGGUAUUCAAGUAGAGAAGAAUAAAUACUACUUGGUUAAUUUAAACGAUGAUCCAAGUUUAAAUGAGUUAUUGGUUUAUUACCUCAAGGAAAGGACUCUUGUAGGCGGUCGUUCAGCCAAGACAGAACAGGAUAUUCAAUUGCACGGUUUGGGUAUACUACCGGAACAUUGCGUUAUCACGAUAGAAGAACCAGCUUUGUACAUGACGCCAUUGAAUGGUGCUCGAUGCUUUGUUAACGGCACGCAAGUCGUAGAUAAGACUCUGUUACAACACGGCGAUAGAAUUGUUUGGGGAAACCAUCACUUCUUCAGAGUAAACUGUCCGAGAAGCGCUACAGCAAUCAAUAGCGAACCGCAAACUCCCGCUCAGAAUAUCGAUUAUAACUUCGCCAGAGAGGAACUUAUGCUUAAUGAACUGUCGAACGAUCCGAUUCAGCGGGCGAUCGCGAGGCUGGAGAAGCAACACGAGGAAGAUAAGCAGGUCGCACUUGAAAAGCAGCGGUUGGAAUACGAAAGGCAGUUUCAACAGCUGCGCAACAUACUGUCUCCCUCCACGCCGUACUCGCCUUAUGUGCCGUACGAUCCUCUGAGAGGUAGUCAAAGCGGAAAGCUCCCGGCUUGCACUCCAACCACGCAAAUGCGUGUCGAGAAGUGGGCGCAGGAGCGGGACGAGAUGUUCAAGCGAAGUUUAGGUCAACUGAAGACAGACAUUUUGAAGGCCAAUGCGUUGGUGCAGGAGGCGAACUUUCUCGCGGAAGAGAUGGGCAAACAGACAAAAUUCAGCGUUACCCUGCAGAUUCCCCCGAAUAAUCUAAGUCCAAAUAGAAAGAGUGUAUUCUUUCAGCGGGGCGCGUUUGUCAGUGAGCCUGCAAUUUUAGUGAAAAGAACGAAUACAGGUAGUCAAGUAUGGUCUAUGGAAAAACUGGAAAAUAAGCUGGUCGAUAUGCGAGAUAUGUACGAGGAACGAAAAGAUCCUCACAAUUGUCAACGAUUACCAGCGAUUAAGGACGAAUUGCCGGGAAAAACGCAAGAUCCGUUUUACGAAUCUCAGGAGAAUCACAAUCUAAUUGGCGUCGCGAAUAUUUUCUUAGAAGUGCUGUUCCACGAUGUACGAUUAGAUUAUCACACUCCGAUUAUUAGUCAGCAAGGGGAAGUCGCUGGUCGACUGCAGGUCGAGAUAAGUCGCAUAUCCGGACAAUUUCCUCAGGAUCGGAUUUGCGAGGCCGCUUCGGAAUCUUCCUCCGCGGACUCGACGUCUUCCGAAACUGAGGAUUAUUCCGGGGGAUCCAGUCACAUCACCUGUCGCGUUACGAUAAAACAGGCCACCGGUCUACCACUCUCGUUAAGCCACUUUGUAUUUUGCCAAUAUAUGUUUUGGGGUCACCCGGAACCGAUAGUAGUACCACCGAUGGUGAACGCGGAGCUACCCAAUUCGAACUGCAUCACUGGACAGAGAGACUCGUUGGCAUUUAAAUUUGAUCACACCAAGGAUUUCACUAUACCAAUCACGGAGGAGUUUAUGGAACAUGCAGCAGAGGGUGCGUUGAGUAUAGAGGUAUGGGGUCAUCGCAGUGCAGGUUUCUCACGUAGUAAGCCUGGAUGGGAAGUGGAACAGCAACAAUUGGCGAAAGCCAGAUCGCUCGCUGACCGAUGGUCAGAAUUAACGAGGAAGAUCGAAUUAUGGGUGGAAAUACAGGAACUGAAUGAGCAGGGAGAAUAUUGCCCCGUCGAAGUCGCAGUAAAGCAAGAUACAUGUACAGGUGGCAUUUAUCAACUUCGACAAGGUCAACAACGUCGGAUACAAGUUCGAGUCAAACCGGUACAGAAUUCCGGAACCCUGCCAAUUAUCUGUCAAACGAUAUUGAAUAUAGCCGUUGGCAGUGUAUCCGUACGAAACCGAUUGCAAAUUCCGUUAGAUAGUUACCAGGACGAGGAUCUGAGUAUAUUGAGAGAGAAAUGGAGCGACGCUUUAAUGAGAAGACGGCAGUAUCUUGAUCAACAGAUUCAGAAACUCAUCAAUAAACAAGACAAAACGGAACAAGACAUGGAGCGAGAACAAAGUCUAGUCGAUCAAUGGGUUAGUCUUACAGAGGAGCGGAAUGCCGUUCUAGUUCCUGCGGCUGGCUCAGGUAUUCCCGGUGCUCCUGCCGACUGGAUUGCUCCUGCAGGAAUGGAACCUCAUAUCCCCGUAUUAUUCCUCGAUCUCAACGCUGAUGAUCUCUCAACGCAUCAAUCGGGAGAGGAAGUGUCGGUGACAGGAUUGAAUUCGAUUCUACCUAAAGAACACGGAAAUAAAUUUUAUAAUUUACCGAUAAUUCGACAUUUAGAGAAAGACGUAUGUGCCAUCGCCGCUUGGGAUUCUAGUAUACACGACAACGUGCAUCUUAACAGAGUGACUGAUGCUAAUGAAAGGGUGUUUCUAAUCCUGAAGACCACCGUUCGCUUGUCGCAUCCAGCACCGAUGGACCUUGUGCUGCGCAAAAGGUUAGCUUUAAACAUAUACAAGAGGCAGAGCAUCACGGAUAGAAUUUUCAAGAGAAUCGUACGAACUGACUUCUUAAUGCAAACCGGCGUCACUUAUGAGGUAGUUUCGAACAUACCAAAAGCGAGCGAAGAGCUAGAAGAUCGUGAGAGCUUGGCGCAAAUCGCGGCUAGCGGAGAAGAUAAUAGUUUAUGCGACGGAGAAACUUACAUAGAAAAAUAUACUCGCGGUGUCUCAGCUGUCGAAAGUAUAUUAACGUUGGACCGAUUACGACAAAGUGUCGCUGUAAAGGAACUGUUACAAGCACAAGGGCAACCAUUGAUGCGUAAAACUGCAAGUGUUCCAAACUUCUCGCAGAUUAUGAGAUUCGAUACAUCGAUGGACUCGUUGAAUGUUACUCGUUCAGAAAGCGUAACAGAUCUUAAUUCGGAAAUAAAUGGUCUCCCACAUCCGCGACGCGCGUCCAUAGGUCACGUGAGAAAUGACGAAAAUAAUUUCAUAUCUGCACCACCAAAGACGUUUGGAAUUGGCUCCAUUCUCAACUCAGCGAGACCAACUUUCCUGAAUCUGAACCUGAAUCUCAACUCAUUGACACGUCUUCAACAGUCUACCUCUGCCAAGUCAUCUCCAAAUAUAGUCAGUAGCAAACUGGGUCCCCGUAUGACCACGUUGCAUGAGGAAACGUCAAAUAUUGGAAACCAGGCAUUUACUCCUAUCAAUGACGAUGACGAGGAGAAAAGCGAUGCCGAUUACUCCGAAUAUGAGGCAUAUCAGGCUCCACCAAAACCGACAAAGCCGUUAACUUCUUCACGCACACUGGACUCUCUAGUCGAGCUACAAUCGACCAAGAUCAACACGCCAAGUAUGAGUAGUAGCGGUUAUGGUUCUCAGGCUGUCUCCACGACAAACCUAACGUCAGAAGAUUCCAUUUCCAUCAAAUCUAUCAGCGUGGACGAGACUCCGGAUCUCGAGUAUCGUAAUCCUGUUGAUAGCAAGAAACCCGAGAAAAUGGAUAGUUCCCUCGUUGAAGAAACGCCCGAGGAAUACUUAGGCGAGAUAAACUCUGCAUUGGAUAAUUUUGAUAUCUCCCAGAGCUCUCGCACAGAAGAAUAUACUAGAAAAGAUCUGGAAGAGACAGGAGCAUAUGUGGAUACUGACAUCGAUAGUCCAGUUUCUUCUACAAAGAGCGAAGGUGAAACUAAUAGCAACAAGACUCGAAAAAAAAGUACACAUGAUCAGAUUUUCGAUGAUAGGAGGAAAAGCACGAUGGAAAUCAGUCAGACAUUUAAUUCGGGAGAUGAUAGUUCCACGGAGGGAACCUCGGUCGUACAUACCAAACUGCCACCCGGCAAGGUGAAUAAAUUAUGCUGUUGUGCGAAGAAAAAGACUUCUAGCGGUACAGGAAGGCCUACAAGUUCACAACAUAGAGCUUCGUUUCCUAUGGUCCGUCCACAACUUUCCGAGAGUAAGGCUGCAGCACGCUUGGAACAAACACUACAACCUAAUAUGCCAUAUGAAAAUGGCGACAAUAGUUCUUCAGAGAGAAUCGAUGAUGAUAUCAGCGACAAAAGUUCAGCUUUUGGUUCAAGACACGAUUUAACUCGAAUGGAACCUCUUUUACCAGAUUGGGUCGUCGUUGGUGAAUCAGUUUUGGUUCGCCCAUACAGUUAUUCUGGAGUCAUAGCAUAUGUUGGCUUUACAGAGUUUGCAUCUGGAACUUGGAUAGGAGUUGAGCUUGAUGCUCCAACUGGCAAGAAUGAUGGUGCUGUUAAUGGUCAUAAAUAUUUUACCUGUAGACCAAAAUGCGGUAUAUUUGUUAAAGUGGAUAAACUAAUUCAAGAUAGACGGGGACGAGCGCUUAGAAGUUAUAGCAAGCAAGAAUCUGCACCAGCACCAUCCUCGUUAAUGCGUAGAAGCGUUAGCAAGGGAGAAGGCUUACAUUCCUUGCACCGAAGUCGCAGCCGAGGUGAAGGCCUCUCUACAGCAGGUACACUACGUCCUUUUUCACGCGGCAAGUAAACGAAUCGUACAUAGCUUCAACAUUACUUCGUGUUGGUAAAAACAGCCACUACAUAAGUAUCCUAAUUGCUGCAUGCCUAUGAUAUGUGUAGCAGCAAUGUUUCAGUCCUUUAGACAUUUAGGGGGCAGCUCUAUUGAUUAUUCUCAAAGUAAUAUACUUGAAAAUAUUAGAUCAUUAAUGUGUUAUAUGAUCAUCUCACACACACACACACGAAACGUGUGGGUCGUUGUUCUACUCAGAAUUCAUGCUGCGUAAAUAAUAUGUAUCUAUAUCUACUUUCGAAGAUAGUGGGUCCGA